AAGCGAAAACAAAUAUUUGAUUAACCAGAGAAAACAACCUAAAAAUACAAAUCAAAAAACAAAAAUAAAAGCAAACUGGAAAUAAAAAAAAUAAAAUUUGAUCUAAUAAUUGAAGCCACAAUUUAAACGAUUGCUGACGACUAACUUUCAAAUCCGAGUUGGAAUCAACCCUUUAUUUGACGGUCUUGCCUCAUAAAUUAUCAAAAAGCAUUCAAUAAUUUAAAUUAUCAGUAGUUAUUUAAUUUUAUCUUUACCGUAAAAGAAACGGAAUCAUAAUACGACUACGACUCACGAGUGUGCAUCUCAACUUAAAGAAUACAAAAAAUAAAAAAUAUUAUUCUGUCAAGACGAAAUCAGUCGUACAUGAUCGCGAUCGCCAACCUUUACGAUCUUCCUCUUCUCAACGGUGACCAGAACACAACAAAAACAAAAACAAAAGUAACCUGCAAAUCUCUUACACACCAUCACAUUUUAUUACACGACAUAUAUAUAUUUCGUAUAAGCAAACCCAACUCAAGUUUCAUUUCUUUACACAAACACAAUCCACCUGCGUAAUAGUAAUAAUAACAAUAAAAAAACUAAAUUACUCUGACUUCUCUCCGAGGAUUAUUCAAGACUUGAAAAACCUAUACACACAUAAAUGCUGUAUGCACAUGCUGACUAUUUGUCAUACCAUACUUGAACGUCACACUCCUCAUCUACAUCGUUAUCUCAUCUCCCGUUUUUUCACAACUCCCAAUGUUCUUGGAGUAUUAUAUUAUUGCUUACCCAUUUCUUGGUUUUUCACCGGAGGUUUUUUAGGGUUUGUUUUAUCUGCUGAUUCUGGUGGCUAAUUUUGAUCAAUUCAUUGCAGCUGGGAGGGACUCGCUUAAGGCUUUAAUUUAGAGUAUCAGUUACUAGCCCUUUAAAUCGAUCACAGUUGGAGCCAAUUUUUGUAAGUUUUAGUUGUCUGAUAUGGAUAUAAGUAAUGAGGCAACUGUUGACAAAUUCUUUAUCGGACCUUCAACAUUCUGGGGUCGGACGAUUGCUUUCAGAGUGCUCUUUUGCAGGUCAAUGUCACAACUGAGGGAACAAAUUUUUCAUGUGCUUCUCUGUUACUUGCAAAAACUUAAAGAUAAUAUAAAGUUCUACUUGAAACCCAUGAUAUCGUGGUUUCAUCCGCGCAACCCACAAGGUAUCUUGGUAAUGAUGAUACUGAUAGCUUUUAUGUUAAAACGCUACACCAAUGUAAAAAUGAGGGCUGAGGUGGCUUAUCGGAGAAAAUUUUGGAGGAAUAUGAUGAGAUCUGCCUUAACCUAUGAAGAAUGGGCUCACUCAGCUAAAAUGCUAGACAAAGAAACUCCCAGAAUCGAAUCAGAUCUCUAUGACGAAGAACUUGUGAGGAAUAAACUCCAAGAGCUCCGCCACCGCCGCCAAGAAGGUUCUCUCAGAGAUAUCAUAUUUUGCAUGAGAGCAGACCUGGUUAGAAACCUUGGGAAUAUGUGCAACCCAGAGCUUCACAAGGGAAGGCUUCAAGUGCCUAAACUUAUAAAGGAAUAUAUUGAUGAAGUCUCAACCCAAUUGAGAAUGGUUUGUGACUCAGACUCUGAGGAGCUUUUGCUGGAAGAGAAGCUUGCUUUUAUGCAUGAGACAAGACAUGCUUUUGGGAGGACUGCGUUGCUUCUGAGUGGGGGUGCUUCACUGGGGGCAUUCCAUGUUGGUGUGGUGAAAACAUUUGUUGAACACAAACUCAUGCCCCGCAUAAUUGCUGGGUCUAGUGUGGGAUCCAUCAUGUGCUCUGUUAUUGCUACUAGGUCUUGGCCUGAGCUUCAAACCUUUUUUGAGGAUUCUUGGAGCUCUCUGCAGUUCUUUGACCAGUUGGGCGGAAUAUUUGCAAUUUUUAGAAGAGUUAUGACACGAGGUGCAGUUCAUGACAUAAGACAGUUGCAGAUGAUGUUGAGGCAGCUUACAAAUAAUCUCACAUUUCAAGAAGCGUAUGAUAUGACUGGUCGAGUUCUUGCAAUCACCGUAUGCUCCCCAAGAAAGCAUGAACCUCCUCGAUGCCUUAACUAUUUGACUUCGCCUCAUGUUGUUAUUUGGAGUGCAGUUACCGCCUCUUGUGCUUUUCCUGGUCUUUUUGAAGCCCAAGAACUAAUGGCAAAAGAUAGAAGUGGAGAGAUUGUUCCGUAUCAUCCCCCAUUCAACUUAGGGCCUGAAGAGGGUCAAGGUACAUCUGCACGUAGGUGGAGAGAUGGUAGCUUGGAGAUUGAUUUACCAAUGAUGCAAUUAAAAGAGCUCUUUAAUGUUAAUCACUUUAUUGUGAGUCAAGCUAAUCCUCAUAUUGCUCCUUUACUAAGAGUAAAGGAAAUUGUGAGAGCAUAUGGAGGCAACUUCGCCGCUAAGCUUGCGCAUCUUGUUGAGAUGGAGGUGAAACACAGAUGUAACCAGAUACUAGAGCUUGGUUUUCCUUUAGGAGGACUUGCCAGGCUAUUUGCCCAAGAAUGGGAAGGUGAUGUCACCGUGGUAAUGCCAGCCACCCUAGCUCAGUAUUCAAAGAUCAUACAGAACCCUUCUCAUUCGGAACUUCAGAAAGCAGCCAAUCAAGGCAGGAGGUGCACUUGGGAGAAGCUGUCAGCCAUAAAAGCCAAUUGUGGUAUUGAGUUAGCACUUGAUGACUGUGUUGCGAUACUUAAUCACAUGCGUCGACUGAAGAGGAGUGCACAGAGAGCAGCUGCUGCUUCUCAAGGCUUAUCUAGCGCAGUGAGAUUUAGUGGUUCGAAAAGAAUUCCUUCAUGGAAUUGCAUUGCUCGAGAAAACUCAACUGGUUCUUUUGAAGAAUUCGUUGCAGAGCUUGGAUCCUCACUACAGCAAGGUGGGGUUGGUGGAACAGGAUCCACUUCUUGGAACGUGCGGACCAACCGCAGUACACAUGAAAGCAGUGACAGUGAGCCUGAGAGCCCUGAUCAAAAUUCUUGGACGAGAUCUGGUGGUCCCUUGAUGAGGACAACGUCAGCUGAUCUUUUUGUUGAUUUUGUCCAAAAUUUGGAUGGUGAUCUCAAAUCCAAUAAAGGAAUAAUGGUACCGAACAGCACGAUUCAUAUCUCAGCCAGAGAUUCGAAUCCCCAAAGCCCAAGGGUGACGACACCUGAUAGAAGCUCAGAUAUGGAUUCUGAUCAAAGGGAUGUUAUCAAUAGAGCCUCAAUGAACAGUUCUAGUAUUUUAGUUGCUGAAGGUGAGCUUCUGCAGGCUGAAAGGAUUCACAACGGGAUUGUAUUUAACAUUGUAAAGAAGGAAGAGAUGACUCCUUCAAACAGGAGUCUUGAUUCUGACUCGGUUGCUGCAUGCAUGCAACUUGAAUCUCCUGCCAAGGAGAUAGACGGGAGCUCAAGCUCUGAAUCGGAGUAUGAGGCUAAUGUUAAUCAUUCUCUAAACAGUACCGAUGCAAGUAGCAUCAAGGAUCAGCUAACUGCUGCUAAUGAUUUUCAUAAGGAUGCUGAAAAUAACUGAGAUUCAAUUGCGUUUUUUUCAUGUCAUAUAUAUGCAGAUCAACAAGGCUAAUUCACGUUAUAGACAACAGGAAGCGCUAAUACACUAACAGAUUCAUGAGGUAGCAGAGCAGUAUAUCAUACUACCGAAGCAACAUUUUAGCUGGGCUACAUUGCUGGUGUUAGUUCUGUACAGGUAAUUCAUACUGAUCCUCUGCUGCUCCAAAAUGAGUUUUAGUAUAUGUUGUUAAGUCUGUCAUAGUUGGUUUACGUCAAAGUACAAACAUAGAUGCUGUGCAGCUGCUAAGCUGCAUGUUAUACUAGGAACUUGUAUGUAAAUGGUAUGUUCUGUAUGCAGAAAUAUACAAGAAAGUUAUACAACUACUCCAUUUCAUGAA
This is a messenger RNA of Daucus carota subsp. sativus, 3862 nucleotides long. RefSeq names its product triacylglycerol lipase SDP1. The transcript is spliced from 4 exons. Lineage: Eukaryota; Viridiplantae; Streptophyta; Magnoliopsida; Apiales; Apiaceae. The coding region runs from base 955 to 3486 and encodes 843 amino acids. Gene Ontology annotation, biological process: lipid metabolic process. The record is from RefSeq and is a predicted model, not a curated record. Gene Ontology annotation, molecular function: triacylglycerol lipase activity.